AUAUCUGGCCACAGGCGGCAGCUUUAGAGCUUUGGCUCACUACUUCGUAAGAGGUGAAAGAACAAUUGGUAUGACUGUUGCAGAAACAACUGAAGCUAUAUGGACCUGUUUACAUCCAGAAUGGUUACCUGUUCCAGAUACAAAUGCAUGGAAAAACAUUUCAGCACGUUAUCAACAACUAUGGAGUUUGCCUCACUGUUUGGGAUCGAUUGAUGGCAAGCACAUAAGAAUUAAAAAAUUUGGAAAUACUGGCUCACGUAAUUUCAAUUACAAAGGUUAUUUUUCUGUUCAACUUAUGGCGUGUGCAGAUGCAGAUGGCUGUUUUGUUACUAUUGAUGUAGGCGAUCUUGGUAGAAACAGCGAUGGGGGAGUUUUUCGUUCAUCUCGUUUAGGUCGAUGGUUGCAAGCUGAUGGUCUUAAUUUACCACCACCAGAACCAUUACCACUUGACGAAAACGAACACAGCUUCCCUUAUUAUUUUUCAGCAGAUGAGGCAUUCCCUCUUAAAACAUAUAUUAUGCGACCAUAUCCUAGAAGCUCUUUAACAGAUAAGCAACGAGUUUUCAAUUUUAGGCUGUCUUUAGGUCGUAAGACAGUCGAGUGUGCCUUUGGAAUGCUCACAUCUAAGUUUCGUGUGUUUGAAACGCCUAUAGGUUGCUCAGAAAAAACCGUGAUAUCUAUUAUAAAAUGUGCAUGUGUUUUGCAUAAUUACAUUCGCAAAACAGAAGGAAAAAUGUAUACGCCAAGAAAUGAUGUUAAUAUUGAUGAAGACACUCAUAUGCCGAAUGUAAACUUAGAAAUAAACAGAAACGUUAAUUUAACGACAGCAAAGGGAAUGAGAGACUACCUCAGUGAUUACUUCUUAAAACCUGGUGUUGCUAUUCCACCUCAAUGGUUAAGAAUUGUGGGAAGUAUAGAGUAA
Molecule: messenger RNA, 922 nt
Organism: Acyrthosiphon pisum (pea aphid)
Lineage: Eukaryota; Metazoa; Arthropoda; Insecta; Hemiptera; Aphididae
Product: protein ALP1-like
Exons: 1
Source: RefSeq, a predicted model, not a curated record